AUGACACGACUCCAUCCCCGCUCCGGUACGAUGCCAUGCGCCCCUCUGCGAAUCGCCGUCCUCGAAUGCGAUGAGCCUAUCGGUCGUACAUUUGAGAAGUAUGGAGGUUAUGGCAAUCUGUUUAAAGAGCUGUUGGAGAAUGGAGUGAAGAGGGUGAAAGAGGUGGAUGGAAUGGAGGUGCCGGAGUUGGAUGUUACCAAGUAUGAUGUUGUGAAGCAUGAGGUUUAUCCGAAGUUGGAGGAUGUUGAUGCGGUGCUUUUGACGGGGAGUCGACACAACUCGUUCGAUGAUGAUCCGUGGAUUCUGAAGCUUGUGGAGUUCACGAGGAAGGUGCUGGCGCAAGAGCGUGUGAGGUUGAUUGGAGUGUGUUUUGGACAUCAGAUUAUUGGAAGAGCAUUGGAUGUGAAAGUUGAUCGGAGUGAUCGGGGGUGGGAGAUUUCUGUGACGGAUGUCAAGUUGACGGAGCAGGGGAGACGGGUGUUUAAGAUUGAUGAGUUGGCGAUACACCAAAUGCACCGCGACAUCGUCUACGAGUAUCCUAAAGGCAUCGAACCCCUCGGACAUUCACCGCGUUGCGGCGUUCAAGGAAUGUACGCAAAGAACCGCUUGAUCACAGUGCAAGGACAUCCCGAAUUCAACGCCGAUAUCGUGUCGGAGUUGCUGAUCAAUAGACACGACAAGGGCAUUUUCGACGAUGCAAUGUAUGCGGAUGGCAUGAAGAGGGUACGAAACCAUCACGAUGGUGUUGCUGUGAGCGCGGCGUUCAUCCGGUUCUUGCUCGAGGAGUGA
Fulvia fulva is the source of this 789-nucleotide messenger RNA. RefSeq names its product Putative glutamine amidotransferase-like protein. Gene Ontology annotation, cellular component: nucleus; cytosol. The record is from RefSeq and is a predicted model, not a curated record. Lineage: Eukaryota; Fungi; Ascomycota; Dothideomycetes; Mycosphaerellales; Mycosphaerellaceae. The transcript has 3 exons. The coding region runs from base 1 to 789 and encodes 262 amino acids.